AUCAGUUAUUACAUAAUUCACCUAGUACCAAAACUAAAGUUGAAGAAGCAAUAAAUAACUUACUUCUAGAUAUUAUUAAAGAUUCCACCAUUUGUCCAGAAACUACUGAAAAAUUAAUAAUUAGAAUUAAGUUUGAUAAAAGCCUAAAAGAUCUUGUUAAAGAUAAAAAUUUGUCAUUUAAAUUUACAUAUCAACUUAAGAAUU
Messenger RNA from Racocetra fulgida, 204 nucleotides. The record is from the annotation of a GenBank genome assembly. Lineage: Eukaryota; Fungi; Glomeromycota; Glomeromycetes; Diversisporales; Gigasporaceae.